UCUCAUCUCUGCUAUGGAAGGUGUUGGACCCUCGUCCCAGUUCGGCGAUCGGUGGGCCCCAUGUUGAUCACGGCCAGAUGCCUUCGGGUUACAAGUAACUAUUGGACGGUUUGUUGUGGGGGCGCAUACGUAUAAUACAACCUACAGCGGACCAGAGGGCCACUGAGGAACACAGCACCAACUGCCAAGGCGUAACCGAGGUUUCCAAACAACAUGUCCGUGAUCUUCGUGUUUCCCGUUCGACACAGUACCCAGCAUGAAGGUGAAACCACUUGCACUCGACCAAGUGAGAUCGUGUUCACUGCGUCCUGCGAGGAGGUCAACACUCCCAUCCCUGGUCGCCUUUCGAGCACCCUUGCUGACCGGCACACCCUUAACCUCGGCAUCUCGCUUGCCAAUUCCAAGCACGGCUAGACGUCGCCUCCACUCCACGAAUCCCUGCAGUCCAGAUCACCGUGAUGCGCGUGUGCACAACGCCGCACAGCAGUCGAUUUCCAAGAGCGACAACAACACCAGCUACUCGUCUGCUGGUGAUGGGGAGCUUUCGUCUCGAAAACCGUACGCUGGCAGAGGCAGUGUAUUUCCAUUAUCGAACAGCUCCUUGUUCGAUGCCGCGUUGACUUCCAUCGUGGGCCUAGGAAUAGUGUUUCUUGGGGGUGUCGCAUACAUAGCGUGGUACAAGAAGAACGUGCUAGACAAGAUCGAGAAGGCCUUCGAUGGAGGCUAUGAUCCAGUUCUGGCCCUGGCCGACUUUGAGAAGGAAACAUCUUCAAAGAGUCCCACCGAUGAAAACCAAUUGAUGGAGCACCUCAGGCGGAAGGAACAAGACUGUGUCGAUGAUAUUAUCAAGGGUAAUACGAGGGGUCAUUACUACUUCCUCAUAGGACCCAAGGGAGGAGGAAAGUCGACCUUGAUUUUGGAUGCGAUGCGCUCCAUACAAGCGGAAGGGGUGUCGAUUCUGGAUGUUCACCCAGACCUCGAAGUUUUCCGUCUGCGCUUGGGCAAAGCACUUAACUACGAGUUUCACGAAGACUCCCAGACACUCUUAUUCCAGAGACGUGAUCCCAGGGAAGCUGGCCCGGCGUUAGAUAUUGAACGAGCGUUGAAUAAGCUCGAGAAAGUUGCACUCCGAAAGGCGAGGAAAACUGGCCGACCCAUCGUGCUUGUCUUUAACAAUGUCCAACAUUUUAAUAACGACGAGGAUGGCAGAAAUAUGCUAUUACAGCUCCAGCAGAAGGCAGAAGCAUGGGCAGCAAGUGGUAUUGUCACAACCGUUUUCAGUUCGGAUGACUUUUGGCCAUGCUUACUGAUGCACAAGGCUGCCAACAGGAUGCGUGUCCUGACGAUUGGUGACCUUUCAUUUGAAGCAGCCCGUCAUGCGCUUGGUCACAUGCGCCUCUCCCAGAAAAAGCCCCAGGCAGACCAGACCACCAUUGACCAGGUCGUAACUCUUGUUGGGGGACGUCUAUCUUACUUGAGUCACAUAGCUCGGACAGAGCGUAUGCUCAAGACUGUUCAGGACAUCGUGGAUUGGGAAAGGGAAUGGCUCCUCAGUCAAAUUGGUCUGAUCCCUGAUUGUGAUGACGACGUCAUGGACGAGCAAAAAUGGAGCUCCUGUUCGUGGUUGUUACUCAAGGAGUUCGUGAGAUUGUACAAAGAGCGCCAGAAGGAACGCCAGGCUGCUGGACUGCCUUGGGAUCCCACGGAGCUGCCGUCUAUACCUUAUGGACGUUGUCGCCAGAUCAUGACAAGAACAGACUUUAUCGAAGAACUUGAUAGGUCAAAUAUUAUCUCGAUCGGUGUUAAGCUGGACGUGCGCCCUGAUUCGAUGCUCAUCCUACAUGCUGCUCGCGAAGUGGUAGAAGCGGAAGGGUUCGAUGAUCUCUUACAAAACGUUCGCGAUCGAAUAGACGAAAUUGAAAGUCUACAUAGGACAAGGGAGCUAACGUUCAAGGACUUGAGUCCCGGUGAUAAGAUCAGACUACAAGUGGAGAAGAGUCCACGUAGAUUGUGGUAGCUCAUUCGCUUAUUGCUCCUAGAUACAGUCAUUGGCACGCAUCCUUCACUCUAAUACAUAUGUGAGGGCUGCGCAAAUGGGCCCC
Molecule: messenger RNA, 2102 nt
Organism: Pisolithus orientalis
Lineage: Eukaryota; Fungi; Basidiomycota; Agaricomycetes; Boletales; Pisolithaceae
Exons: 15
Coding region: 257-2017 (586 amino acids)
Source: RefSeq, a predicted model, not a curated record